Messenger RNA from Macrobrachium nipponense, 1663 nucleotides. RefSeq lists its product as uncharacterized. Lineage: Eukaryota; Metazoa; Arthropoda; Malacostraca; Decapoda; Palaemonidae. The record is from RefSeq and is a predicted model, not a curated record. The transcript has 2 exons. Bases 124 to 1653 code for a protein of 509 amino acids.
CGACGACGCAGAAGUGAUCGGUAACAAGCGACAAGAAGAAAAGUUUAAAAUUGAAGGAAGGAAACACUAGGAAAUAAGAUUAGAUAGGAAUCUAGGAAUCGCAAUAAGGAAGACAGACUCAGUAUGAAGAUAAUGAAAUGGAUUACACUAUGGCUCAUGGUGAGCGAUAUCUGCAUCUCCCUCUUGCAAAUCAAGAAGGGAGCAAUCCUAAAAGAACAUGGUCAUGUCAAGAUGAUACACGACAUAGCGGUUGUAACCAUCAACAUUACAACAGUAGAAGAACAGCAACAAGAGCUUCAUAGUUUAAUGGCUAACAUUGAAAGUCUCAUGUCUAAUAACCAAAACAAUUCUAUUCUUUUAAAGCUUAGGGCAGAUAUUAGUCAAGUAUUACCCAAGAGGGUUAACAAAAGAUCGUUGUUACCGUUUAUAGGCACAGCCUUAAACACUUUGUUUGGUGUAGCUACUGAUGGUGAUGUAGAUAAAGAUAGGGCUAGAAUAGAAAAAUUAGAGUUAUGGGCCGCGGAACGAGGUACCAUCAUGACUAAGGUCAUUGAUGCAACUAACAAGAACCAAGAUUUGAUUGUUAAACUAAAGGACUUUGUAAACAAUAUGGCUCAGAAUAUUACUACAGAGAUAAAUGACUUAAACAAGUCACAGUAUGUGACUCAGUUAUUAUUUGAAACAGAAACCUUUUUGUUGAAUCAUAAGGAACUGCUAAAUGCAGUAAUGUUAGCCGCUAAAAACAUUUUAUCACCAUACCUCAUCAGUCCUAGUGAGUUGCACCUUGUAAUUGAAAAAUGUAUGUUAGAUCAUCACUUCAAACCGCUGGUGCAAGAUGUUCUUACUUACUAUAGCUUGAUUAGUGUAAAGCGGGUUUCUGAUCACAUUGUGUUGGUGAUCCCGUUCAACAAUAAUGAAGUUAAUAACUUAAUUUCCAUUUACCCUUUCCCAAUGCUAGUAAACAACAAGUCAAUUGUUUUGAACCAAGGCAUAGUACAUUUUGCAUUACAACAAAAUUCACUUCUGUUGGUGAAAUUAAGUGAAAAAGAUUUUGAUGAUUGUAUCAUGCUGGAAACUAGGGUAUUUGUUUGUAAUAUACAGGGUUUUUACCAGCCACUUAACAAGUUGUAUUGCAUUGAUGAUUUGAUUAAUGACAGGAAUGGUGAGAAUAACUGUGAGUAUAUCCCUUACAGUCCUGUUUUCAAAGCUCAAAUUUUGUAUGAUGAAAUGGUAGUGUUUUCACAGAAUCAAGUAACAGCUAAGGUCACUUGUAGGAAUAAUCAAUCUCAGAUAAUAUUUAACAACAUAAAAUCCUUUGUGACAUCUUGUGAAGUAGUUAUUUUGAAUUAUUUGUACUACAAGCCUACCAUUUUUGCUUCUUAUACCUUAAAUUUAUCUAGCCAUAUCAAUAAUUUUGAUAAUGUCAAGGAUUUCAAAUUAUCCAAACUUGAAUUAGAGUCAUUUGACAAACUUGAAGCAGCUAAUCAAUUUUUCCAUAUGUACAAAACUGACAUUUCCCCUAUCAUGUCCAUGAUAAAUAUUGUUUUGUUAGCACUCACCAUAGUUGCUUUCAUAUGUAUUGUCAGAGUGUUAGUUGUUAACAAACUCAACACCAUUAAGUCUUUACUGAAAAAUUUGCCUUCAAGUAACUAAUAUACUAGCA